GCAUGCCAUCCUGCAACAUCUUGACUGCCCAGGGACCUAACCUGCCCAUGAGAGCUCUGUGCCAGAGCUGAGCAGUGAGACUGAAGGAGAGAGAGAGAGCGGGGGGAUGCGCUCGCGCUCGUGCUCGUGCUGAAUCCCAUUCACGCCUGAGAUUCUCCACCGGUUACUGAGCGCUAAUGAACAGAGAUGUUCAGAAGCAGAAGCGAGGCUAGCUUUCUUCCUGACACAAAUCACCAGGGUGGGAGCCGCAGCCUCGGUUGUAUUUUUCUCUGCCAACGUCGCUGGCCACAGCAGAGGAUAAGGGGGGUGGUCUGACUCCCCACACACACUUACAAGGGAUUUCAAAGGUCUAAACGUAAAGCACUGGCGUGGUGUUGUGACUAGCUGUGGGCUACUGUGGCUUUCCUGGAUGUGCAGCCUGCUCGGUGCUCCCAGAAACCCCGAGAGGAAAACGCUCACCGGGCUCCACGGAACAAAGCUGAAGGAGAAGAAGCUUUGUGUGGACGCACCGUGACAGAAGGCAGCACGAAGAUAAGUGGCAUUAAUGGUCCUUUCACUGGACGUAGGCCAACUGAGCUGCUCUAAUAAAUUGUCAACAAUGUAACUUCUUGAUGAUGAGAAUACAUGGACGUGAAGGAGUUAUCGGCUGCUGUAUCUGAAGAAGCCAGCAGUGACUGACUCUAAUCUGAAUGGAUGUGUGUGAGACAAGGGAUACGUUUUAUUGUGUUGUUUUUGUGCUUCAUUGAUGGAUUCACCCGGUAGCACAGCCGUGCAUGGCAGAAGUGGCAGCAGCUACACAGGUGCCAGCUCUGGGCCAAGCCUCACCAACCAGCUGGGCACAGCCUCACCUGUUGUGCCAAGGGUUGUUUCCAUGGUCACCAGCCUAGUGACCACCACCACGGAGGCCACAGUGGGAGCCAUAGGGAACCUAUCUGCAUUUAGAGACCAAAGAGGGAGUGAGCUCAGUCAAAGCCAUCAAGCAUCGAGCCCAUCUGUACUUAGUGCUGCUGAUAGUAACUCUGUCCUGCAUGGCAUCACCGUGGCAGCUAAGGCCCUGGUACUUCUCUCCAUCUUCCUCCUCUCAAGCCUUGGUAACUUGGCAGUUGUCAUUGUCAUCAUUAAACACAGACAGCUUCGAACGGUGACCAAUGCUUUCAUCAUGUCGCUGUCGCUGUCUGACUUCCUCACAGCUAUCCUAUGUCUGCCGUUCUCCUUCAUAAUGCUUUUUAGUAAGGACGGUAUCUGGAUGUUCGGGGAUCCUUUCUGUGUGGCCAAUGGCUUUUUCAACACCUGCUUUGGUAUAAUCUCCACGCUGACUAUGACUUUGAUCUCCUUUGACAGGUACUAUGCCAUAGUCAGACAGCCACAGGCUAAAAUAGGGCGACAGGAAGCUACUCAGUUGUUGAUAGCUGUAUGGAUAACUGCAGUUAUUUUCUCUUUACCGUGGUAUUUGCUCAUCCGAACACCUACUGAAAUCCAUAAGCGAGGUUUCUACCACUGUAUGUAUGUGUUCCACUCUGGGACCUCGCACAUGGGGACGGCUUAUAGCAUCUGCCUUAUUGUUGUAUGUUAUUUAUUGCCCUUUUCCCUCAUGUGCUUUUGUCAUUAUAACAUCUGUAAGACAGUACGGCUCUCUGAAAUCCGAGUCAGGCCAGUGACCACAUAUGCAUACUUGCUGCGAUUUUACAGUGAAAUGCGAACUGCCACCACAGUUCUGAUUAUGAUUGUUUUCAUUAUUUUUUGUUGGGGGCCGUACUGUUUAAUGGGAUUGGUUACAGCAGUGGGAGACUAUGCGUUCAACCCUGCAAUGGACACAGCAGCUAUCUGGCUAGCAUGGGCAAACGGAGCCAUCAACCCUCUGAUUUAUGCCCUGAGGAAUCCCAAUAUAUCUAUGUUAUUGGGGCGAAGUAGAGAGGAGGGUUAUCGGACCAGAAAUAUUGCUGCGUACCUGUCCAGUCAAACACAGAACCGUGAGAUUCGACUUAACCAAGCAGACAGGAUAAGGGACCACUAUGUGAGUCGCGCAGGGGUGAAUCAUAACAGUCGGCUGUCAAAUUCAAGCCCAGGAAAAGGAGGAGGUGGAGGAGAGGUGGCAAUGUGGGCCUGUAAAAACCCUGCUGUGUUCUUCUGCAGGGAUGCGCAGCCUGACACUACAACACUACCCAGCUCUAUCAGUGCUCCAAAGAUGAAGACAGCUGACACCAGCCUAUGACAUUCUGCAAGAACUGUUUACCCCUAUAAUGAAUGUUUACAUCUUAUAAGUACUAGUUGUUAUGGAUCUGGAGAUGGCUAUCACCGUUUUGUGACAGUUUAGAAAUAAGUAGAUAUUUAGAUCUUUUCAGAUCACAGAAUCUAAAAAAUGAUCCCGAAGGGCCUCUGGAUUCUCUUCCAAGUGGAUGCCAAGCAUUUUUGUAGGGGGGCAUGAAAGUUUGUGCUUGUGCUGCAAAGGUUUUCAUGUCAAAUAUCAUUUCAUGUGUAAAUGCAGCAUGUGGAUAAAGGAUCUUGCAUUUACUUAAUCCUAAACCUUCCAUGCAUCCUGUACAUGUACCUUUCAGACUGUAUUUACCAGAAAACUGACAUUUUUAAAAGUGUUUAUAAAAACCUAAAAUUAGUUUCCUAACAAGCAACAUCUUGCUGUCAUGUGAGUCAUGACUGGAAUGUCCUUUGUCAGAAACAAUGACAAACUAGAUGGAACCUCUGAGGACUGGCCAGCUUGUGAUGUUAACACAGUUUACUCAAGACACAUUUGUACUAUUGACUCCUGUUUGAUAAUUGUACAUUAUAUAUUAUAGUUUAUACUCUGACAGAGCACGGUUGUAAUAAAGUGGAUGGUGCAAUGUGUGUAUGCUAGAGGGUGGAUACCCCAACCGAGCCCAACAGGACCCACCAGUAUCCGAGGAUUUGGGUCGGGUUUGAACAGAAAUUUAUAAAUGAUGGUUGGGUUUGGCCAUGCAGGUCAAACUUUAGGCUAAACAGGUAUAAUUUCACUUGUAAAUUAAGCUGGGCUUUCUCUUUAGUGUAAGUUAAUUUAAAGUGCUAGGCCGAUUAAAAAUUAAAAUGAUGAGCUGGAUAAGGGCAUGAUGAUGCUAUCCAUGAUCACUAGUUGGGGAAGCAAGUGCUGCCAAGUCUUUGGCCCUGUGAAUAGAUCCAUUGUGCUAAUCUCACAGAAAAGAACUGAUUUCACUCGUAGGUUUUGAUGUGUUAAAUGCUGGUGUAACCAGGGCAGCAUGGUUGAUUGUGUGUUGGAUUAAGUGUCUUUCAGCGCUGGAGGGACU
This is a messenger RNA of Monopterus albus (swamp eel), 3275 nucleotides long. RefSeq names its product G protein-coupled receptor 135 (gene gpr135). Gene Ontology annotation, molecular function: G protein-coupled receptor activity. NCBI's taxonomy places the organism in Eukaryota, Metazoa, Chordata, Actinopteri, Synbranchiformes, Synbranchidae. Gene Ontology annotation, cellular component: membrane. The transcript is spliced from 3 exons. The record is from RefSeq and is a predicted model, not a curated record. Gene Ontology annotation, biological process: G protein-coupled receptor signaling pathway. The coding region runs from base 746 to 2212 and encodes 488 amino acids.